Molecule: messenger RNA, 1425 nt
Organism: Chaetomium globosum CBS 148.51
Lineage: Eukaryota; Fungi; Ascomycota; Sordariomycetes; Sordariales; Chaetomiaceae
Exons: 3
Coding region: 1-1425 (474 amino acids)
Biological process (GO): protein N-linked glycosylation
Cellular component (GO): endoplasmic reticulum membrane
Molecular function (GO): dolichyl pyrophosphate Glc1Man9GlcNAc2 alpha-1,3-glucosyltransferase activity
Source: RefSeq, a predicted model, not a curated record
AUGUCCGAGAUUUAUCCUUCACUCGCGCAAUGCGCGAUUGUAGCUGGAGCAUUGAAGAUUCUGCUCUUCCCGGCCUACAAAUCUACCGAUUUCGAAGUCCACCGCAACUGGCUCGCCAUCACCAACAGCUUCCCCCUGUGGGAUUGGUACUACGAAAAGACGUCAGAAUGGACGCUCGACUACCCGCCCUUCUUCGCUUACUUCGAAUGGGUCAUGUCGCAGGUCGCGAAGCUAGUUGACCCAGCGAUGCUCAAAGUGUACAACCUCGAGUUCAUAGACUCGUCCCAUGGAGCAUCCAAACGAGCCGCGCAGGCAGCCGCCAUAUCCAUCCUACUCUCGCCGGGUCUCUUCAUCAUUGACCACAUCCACUUUCAGUACAAUGGCGCCAUGUACGGCAUCCUCAUCGCGUCCCUGGUUCUGGCCCGCAAGAAAUCGACGCUGCUCUGGAGCGGCCUUUUGUUCGCUGCGCUAUUGUGCAUGAAGCACAUUUACCUCUACCUGGCCCCGGCCUACUUCGUCUUCCUCCUGAGGGCCUACUGCCUCUCGCCCAAGUCGGUUUUCCGGAUUCAAUUCCUCAACUGCGUGAAGUUGGGUGCCGGCAUUGGAGCCAUUCUUGGCACGGCCUUCGGACCGUUUGCGCUCAAGGGACAAAUCCCCCAAAUCUUCAACCGGCUGUUCCCCUUUUCGCGUGGCCUCUGCCAUGCUUACUGGGCGCCAAAUGUGUGGGCUAUGUACUCGUUUGUCGAUCGGGUCCUCAUCGUCCUCGCGCCUCGGCUUGGCUUGUCGGUAAAAGAGGGCGCGUUGCAGAGCGUCACGCGCGGCCUGGUCGGAGACACAGCCUUUGCUGUCCUCCCCGAUGUUACGCCGCGGGUGUGCUUCGCCUUGACGCUCAUAUUCCAGGCAAUCCCGCUGCUUAAGCUCUUCGCCCAACCGACGUGGGACAACUUUAUUGGGGCUGUCACCCUCUGCGGCUAUGCUUCGUUUCUGUUUGGCUGGCACGUGCACGAGAAGGCCAUCCUCCUGGUCAUCAUCCCCUUCAGCCUCAUCGCUCUGAAAGAUCGACGAUAUCUGGGCGCAUUUCGGCCGCUGGCCGUGGCGGGCCACGUUUCCCUAUUCCCGCUGCUGUUCACGCCGGCAGAAUUCCCUCUCAAGACGGUCUACACGGUAUUUUGGCUCAUUCUUUUCUUGAUGGCCUUCGACCGCUUGGCGCCUGCAUCGAGCCGGGCUCGGUUUUUCCUCUUUGAUCGCUUCAGUACGCUCUACAUCACCAUCAGCAUCCCACUGAUUGUGUACUGCUCGCUGGGACACGGGAUUGUAUUCGGCAAGAGCUAUGAAUUUCUGCCCCUAAUGUUUACCAGCUCAUACUCCGCAAUAGGAGUCGUCGGGAGCUGGGUGGGCUUCAUGGUUGUGUAUUUCACGUCAUAG